UUAAAAUUCAAAACGUUUAUUUCAAGUAAACUAAUAUGUUAAAAAAGGUGUGCAUAUAAAUACUGCUAUAAUUUUUUUGUAUAAAUAUAUGUAUUUGUAUGUGAAGAUAUUUGUAUAAGAAGUAACUUUCUAUUUUGUGUGAGACCUUUAAAAGUGUCCGUAAGAAAAAAAAGUGUCCGUCAGAACUGAGUUUAACAGUUCAAAGGUCAAUUCAAAGAAGACGCGAUAUUUCUUUCAUCUAUUUCUUCUUGUGACAUAAAAGUUUAUUUUUUCAGUCCUACGUUUUUCAACUUAGUAGAAUGUUCAAACAGAUUGGUUAUAAAAAACAGCAAAACAGGUAUUCAAUCUCUUUCAGAAAAUUUAUUUUCACGCAAGAAACCACUUAGUAAAAUUCAACAUUUUUUUUAAAAAGAUGCAAACAACUUAACUUUAGUAUUAUAUGGAAUGUCGGAUGUCUAUACACAUGUCGGAUGAUUAUACACAUAUUGCAAGAAAUUAUUGUGAAAUAUCUUAUAACUUAUAUAAAAAUAUUUUUUGGAUUGAUGCAGCAUUUGGAAUGUUACAAACCUCAAUGAGAAACAAAUGUCAAGUAUUAGGAUUAGAGGUUCAUGAUUCGAAAGGAGAUUAUUUUAAUACAAAAUUGAUUAUUGAAGAAGUUCACAACUAUUAUAAAAAUGAAAAGACUUUGUAUAUUUUUGACAAUGUCGACGAUGAAAGUGUUAAAAAUUUGCCAAUGUACAUUUCAAGAUAACCGAAUUCAUUAACGUUGAUAACUUCCUAAUCGAGAACAUGGUCAAAUAAUGUAAAAAAAGUGCAAGUUAAUGUUUCUUUAAUUUUAUUUUUUACAUAAGCGAACGCUUCUGAAGAAGCAUUUGCUUAUGAAAAAAUAAAAUUAAAGAAAACAGCGACGAAAAAAUAACAAACUUAAUUACAGAACUUGGUUAUCAUCCGUUUGCAAUUAGUCAGGCAAUAAAAUAUAUAAAUAUACAUAAAAUUUCGAUUAAAAAAAUACAUAGAUUGAUAUAGAUCGAAACCAUCAGAAAUAUUAGAUGAUAAUAACUUUCGAACCGAAGUAGAAUCAAAGUCUGCAAUAAACGCAAUUAACUUAGUUUUAAUAAAAUUAGAAAAAACUAAACCAUCAGUUUAUAAUUUAUAACACAAAUGUAAAAUCAAAUGGAAACAAACGAUGAAUCUUAAAUAGAUGAAGCAAUUAGAUUACUAAUGAAAAAAUAUACAAUACACGAAUUGACACAGUUAGCACAUAAAUGUUUUCGAAAGAGGAAUUCAAAUACAAACACAUACCUUGAUUUAAUUGAAAGUGAUUUUAAAGUUGAAUUGAAUAAAGUAAAUUAUCACAUGGAUUUCGGAAAUCAUUUUAUUUUUCAUUUUAUCUAUAUGUUUCGUACUAACGGAAAAAAAUUUUCGGAAGCCUUCCAUCGUAUGACGACUUCUAUACAAAAGUUAUUCAUAUGUAAAAGUUUAUUUGAAGAAACAAUUAAAAUAUUAAAAGCUGUUCAAAGUUUUAAUACAGAAACUCAUGGUAAAAAUAACAUAAUGACGCUUGUUACAAAGCAUAAUAUCGCAAACUGUUUGAAUAAUAUUGGAAAAUAUAACAAAGCUGUAGAAAUUUAUUAUUCUGUUGAUAAAAUAAAAACUGAAAUGCUAGGUAUUAACCAUCCUUCUACAAUAACAACAAAACAUAAUAUUGCACUCUGUUUGAACAAUAUGGGAAAAUUUAACGAAGCUUUGGAAAUUUAUUAUUUUGUUAACAAAACAAAAAAUGAAAUUUUAGGUAUCAACCACCCGUCUUCAAUGACAACAAAACAUAAUAUCGCACUCUGUUUCAACAAUAUGGGAAAAUUUAACGAAGCUUUAGAAAUUUAUUAUUUUGUUGAUAAAAUAGGAACUGAAGUUUUAGGUAUCAACCAUCCGUCUACAAUAGCAACAAAACAUAAUAUCGCACUCUGCUUCAAAAAUAUGGGAAAAUAUAACGAAGCUUUAGAAAUUUAUUAUUCUGUUGAUAAAAUAAGAACUAAAGUUUUAGGUAUCAACCAUCCGCCUACAAUGACAGCAAAACAUAAUAUCGCAGGCUGUUUGUUCAGUAUGUGAAAAUAUAACGAAGCUUUAGAAAUUUAUUAUUCGGUUUAUAGAAAACAAACUGAAAUUUUAGGUAUUAACCAUCCAGAUACAAUGACAACAAAACAUAAUAUCGCAGGCUGUUUGACCGAAAUUUGAAAAUAUAACGAAGCAUUAGAAGUUUAUUAUUCUGUUGAUAAAAUACGAACUGAAAUUUUAAAUAUUAACCAUCUUUCUACAAUGGCAACAAAACAUAAUAUCGCACUCUGUUUGAACAAUAUGGGGAAAUAUAACGAAGCUUUAGAAAUUUAUUAUUCUGUUGAUAAA
This is a messenger RNA of Hydra vulgaris (swiftwater hydra), 2403 nucleotides long. NCBI's taxonomy places the organism in Eukaryota, Metazoa, Cnidaria, Hydrozoa, Anthoathecata, Hydridae. The record is from RefSeq and is a predicted model, not a curated record.